UGCUCUUGUGAUAACAAUUUCGAGCUCGUGACUGGGAAAAUUUAUGGAAAAAGUGCAAGAGAAUUCAAAUUAAGAAUAAUUAGUGUAUUGUACUAGUAGAUAAACGAGUGACAGAGUAUAUUCGACUUGGUUAAAGAAUUCGUUCAAUUAGCCAACAUUUGAAAUCACUGCUGUAAAAUGAUGUCUGACGAUAAAGAAGACGGAGAGAAACUAUUCUCAGAAAAAGGCACAUCGCAACCUCCCGAAGCUGCAAAAUUCAUACCAGAUACUGAAACCAAAAAUGGGGUAUCGCCUAUCAACGUCGAAUGCAUCAAGUCCAAGUUCACCGGAUUGACGAAAGAAGAACUGUUGAAAUAUUCCAAAGAUCCGUUUUGGAUUCGAAUACGAUGGACUUUAUUCAUUCUGUUCUGGAUUAUAUGGUUUAUAAUGUUAUUCGGAGCUAUUGCUGUUAUAAUAGUUACCCCUAAAUGCAAACAAGCCGAUCCUCCACUUUGGUGGCAACGCAGUGCGCUGUAUAAAACUGAAGUCUUAACGUUACCCCAAAAAGACGGUUUAGUUAUUGAUUCGUUAAGAAGACAUAUCGAUCAUCUGAAAGAACUUGGAGUUGAAACCUUAGUACUUAAAUACGUUCUUAAUGCAGAUCUUAGUACACCUUUAGAUGUAACCAAUUUUACCGAUGUUAUGCCUGUUUUGAAGAGUUUGGAUGAUUUUAAAACCAAAAUUAUCGACUACGCUAAAGAAAAAGAUAUCAACGUUAUCAUCGAGUUCAUACCGAAUUCAUCUAGUAAAAAUCACGUUCUGUUCAUCAGAGCAACUUCCAACGAAACAGACUUCGAGGAUGUUUACGUCUGGUACCCUAAAAAUAAAGAACAAAAUACCAGCAAUUGGAAAAGUGUAUACGGUGGAUCAGCAUGGAGCAAAGAAAAUAAUCGAUAUUUUCUCCACCAGUUCCUCGCUAACGAACCCGAAUUCAAUUUCAGAAACUCGCGUACAUUACAAUUAUUCAACGACACUUUCCUAACUUGGCUGAAUCUUGGAGUAAAAGGAUUUUUCUUAGACCGAACGGAGUAUUUACUCGAAGAUGCUAAUUUCGAGGACGAAAAGGUGGCUCGAAAUACCAGCUUUACUGCUGAUCAAUAUGGUUAUUAUUACCACUCCAAUACUUUUGAAAGACCAGAAACGACUGAACUUCUGAAAAACUGGAGUUCGAUUAUUAAAAAUCAAUCGGGUAUUUUAGGUGUUAGUGGAGGUGUUCGCGAUGACAGAGAAAUCGCUAAUUUCGUCUUCAGGCCGAUUUUCUUGCCACCUAAUUUCAAUGCUACUCAAUUAAACGAUGAUAUUACCAGAUGGAAAAGCAGCGUUGAUCAACCAGCUUGGGAGUGGAAUUGUACGAAAGAUGUAAAACAGUGUUUCCCCGAAGAAGCUAUCGAUGGAUUGAGAAUAGUUAGCUUUUUGUUACCAGGAACUCCUGUUUUGAAAUUGGGUCAAGAAUUUGGCUACGAUAAUGUAUUCCAUCCGAAUAAUAAUACAAUAAACCAAGAAUUAUGGCAGCAAGUUCAGGCUAAUCAAUCAGCUAAUCCUGAGAGCCAUCUUAAUAUAGUCAAAGAAUUAAUUAAGCUACGAGAAAAACCGUCUAUAACUUAUGGUACUUUCGAAAGCACCGUUCUCAAGAAUACAAACAACUCGAGCAGCACAGUAUUCGCAUUUACCAGAAUAAAAUCUGGUAAUCCUGGAUACCUGGUUGCUUGGAAUUUGGGUAAUGAGUCAGCAGUCGUCAAUUUCGAUCAAUUUACAACAGUUCCUGAUGAUUUGAUCGUCGUUAUAAAAAGUGGUCGCGUUUUUGGAAAUCAAUACCCAAACAAGAGCCGGAUUUUCAGUUCCAACGUCGAAUUGCCACCGAAAGCAGCGGCGGUGUUCAGUUUUGUUCCUAAAUCACAAAAUUAAGUAUCAAGACCUACGGUCACAUCGUCGACCGAGAAUCCUUGAAUGUCGCGUGCUUCGUUGGCUUGAAUAUUUAUAAAGAAAAAGCUUCCUAUAGCAAUACUCUCUGUUUCUCUCGUGUUUAUAAUACGUCAACGAGUAUCGCGAGUCCUUAACAUAAUUUAUUCCUAAGACAAUAAAUAUUAUGUAUUAGUUUUUCUUUUUUUUUUCUAACGACAACUUACGUGAAAGCAUUUUUUUUGUCUCUCAAAAUGUUGUACUCAAAAAAGCUUUUUAUUUUUACUUUCAUUUUCUUUUUUUCUUUUUCCCUCCUCAUCUCUAUGUAUACAUUUUUUUUUUGGUGUUUUGGAAACCAAUGUUAAUUAUUAUCCGUAAAAGAGGCCGGACUCAUUUAUUAUUUUUACGUCUAAUAUUGUACUUCAUCGAUUUAAUUUAUUCUUAUUUACGCAUUUUAUUUUUAAUUUUUUGUUUUCGAUGUGAAUCUCUUGAGUUACGAUGUUUUUUUGAGUGCAAGAAAGUAGGAAUAUUGAUUGAUAUCUCAUUUGUAGUCGAGAUGGAGAUAAUUAUUAUAAUUUUUGUAUUUAGUCUUAAGUAUACCCUAUUACUACCUAAAUUAUGUGGUUAUUUAUUUUUGUUGUGUCCUCGUUUUAUUGUUCUGAGUUUUAAAAACUCGCCAAUUAUCAGGUUUUGUCGUCGAUAAGUAUCUGUUGAAGUAGUCCGCAGAUCAGAUUACCUACAUAAUUACAACAUCAUACGUAUGUGAAUGUGUUUUCAUUACCUUUAAGGCAUUCUAUUUAUUGUGAAAUUUAGAUAUUAAAGUAUUUAAUUGUGA
Planococcus citri (citrus mealybug) is the source of this 2773-nucleotide messenger RNA. RefSeq names its product maltase A3-like. Gene Ontology annotation, cellular component: basolateral plasma membrane; apical plasma membrane. Gene Ontology annotation, biological process: phenylalanine transport; carbohydrate metabolic process; L-leucine import across plasma membrane. The record is from RefSeq and is a predicted model, not a curated record. NCBI's taxonomy places the organism in Eukaryota, Metazoa, Arthropoda, Insecta, Hemiptera, Pseudococcidae. The coding region runs from base 178 to 1944 and encodes 588 amino acids. The transcript has 11 exons. Gene Ontology annotation, molecular function: L-alanine transmembrane transporter activity; aromatic amino acid transmembrane transporter activity; L-leucine transmembrane transporter activity.